AUGUCGGAAGGUCCGGAAGGGAAUGGAGCCAAUGGAAAGAAAAUUUUUAUUAGGAAUUGUCAAAACUGUCACAGUGUUGCAGCAGGAGGAAAGCAUGCAAUAGGCCCUAACCUACAAAGUGUGUGGGGAAGAAAGAUUGCUACUAUAAAAGGAUUCAAAUUCUCAGCUGCCUUAGGAGGUCAUAAAGGCGAAAACUGGGGUGCUGAAAACUUAAAUCAAUGGCUUGAAAAUCCAGGUGGCUUCGCUGCUGGAAACUCUAUGGCUUUUGCUGGAGUUAAAAGCGAAGCUGAAAGAAAAGAUCUUAUUAGGUUCUUAUAUGAAUCACAUCCAAAGAAUAAGGCUAAAUAA
Blepharisma stoltei is the source of this 348-nucleotide messenger RNA. NCBI's taxonomy places the organism in Eukaryota, Ciliophora, Heterotrichea, Heterotrichida, Blepharismidae. The record is from the annotation of a GenBank genome assembly.